AUGCUACUUACUCCACCAAGCGAAGCAGGGGAUAGAGAAAUCAUUGAGAUCCUUUUAGGUGCUGGAGCUAUGAAAUCCAGAGAUAUCACCCUCUCUGCCAUUUCUAGCAAUCAAAACCCUAUUGACACCUCCGCAACAGCAGAGACGCAUCAAUCUCAACCCAACAAUCUGGUCGAGUACUUCAAGUUUCUAAAGGGCAGGGACCCUCCCGGCGAAGCACAGGGCACGCUACUGGUUAUAGCUGUUCUUGUUGCAACUGCAACAUUUCAAGUUGGAGUCAGUCCUCCAGAAGGAGUUUGGCAAGAUAGUAAUAUAGCAGAUCAAAGCAAUAGCACUAGCAGCAACCCAAAGCACCUUGCUGGUCAGUCCAUUUUGGGUACUACUGAUGGAGUUGCUUUUGCCGUCUUCGUACUUUUCAACACAAUUGGGUUUUCUGUAUCUCUUUGCAUGAUCAGGACCCUCACAUGUAGACUUCCCAUGCAAUUUGAGCUACAAAUAUGUUUCAUGGCAAUGUUCGCCACUUACAACACCGCGUUGAUAAACAUUACACCAGAUAAGCUCAGUCUCUUUGUGGUUUUAACCACAGCAAUUUUAACUUCAACCAUAUCCAUUGUAGCCAAGUUGGCAAAACAACUUAUAGAGAAGCUUAGAAAAUUCACUGGCGACACAGCCUGCGGAGUGCUUGAGGCUGUUCUGAAUCGCCGAAGUUAUAGUUAA
Dovyalis caffra is the source of this 717-nucleotide messenger RNA. The record is from the annotation of a GenBank genome assembly. NCBI's taxonomy places the organism in Eukaryota, Viridiplantae, Streptophyta, Magnoliopsida, Malpighiales, Salicaceae.